Messenger RNA from Pristis pectinata (smalltooth sawfish), 2076 nucleotides. It is a transcript of the gene armc1, whose product is annotated as armadillo repeat containing 1. The record is from RefSeq and is a predicted model, not a curated record. The transcript is spliced from 7 exons. Bases 337 to 1164 code for a protein of 275 amino acids. Lineage: Eukaryota; Metazoa; Chordata; Chondrichthyes; Rhinopristiformes; Pristidae. Gene Ontology annotation, molecular function: metal ion binding; protein binding.
GUUCGGUAGUAACACGAUAGGUAAUUGGCUCCUUUAUCGUGACUGUAUGAGGGAAGGUGAACCAAUGAGGCGCCUGCGGUGGGCUGAGUGCAGGCGCCGUGCCGCGUCGGGCAGGGCUGGACGGGACCGGUGGGUGUUGAGCAGUUCACUGGAAGGGAUUGAAGCUGCGAUUAGAUCCAUGUCGUUUCACUCACUCAUUGUCGGUUAGGGCGAUUGUACUUUGUCCACGCUAACUAAUUGCUUAACGCACGAAUUGAUCCAAGCGACGAUUUGGGCGCUUGGUUUUUAAAGUGGAAAUACAUUGCUCAAACAUAUGGCAUAGUGGAUGGUGGCAUAAUGAGCGGGGAGCCUGAUGCACUAGCAGUAGUAAACCAGCUGCAAGAUUUAGCAUCUGACCCCUUGAACAGACGAGCGAUUGUACAGGAUCAGGGGUGUCUGCCUGGGUUGAUUCUAUUCCUAGAUCACGCAAAUCCUCAAGUUGUUUAUUCUGCACUACUGGCUCUGCGAUAUCUGGCAGAAUGUCGAUCCAACAGGGAGAAAAUGAGAAGCGAAUUAGGCAUGAUGUUAAGUUUACAAAAUGUGAUCCAAAAGACAACAACACCUGGUGAAACUAAGAUAUUAGCAACUGAAGUCUAUGAGGUUUUGCAGUCUUCAAGCUGUGAGGAAUCUGACUACACAAGUGAUUAUAACUCUCACAGACGCAAGCCGCAAUUUUUUCUGGGAAGUACUAACAAGCGUGCAAAAACAGUUACCCUGCAAAUAGAUGGCUUGGAUGAUUCGUCACGGAGAAACAUAUGUGAAGAAGCAUUGUUGAAAAUCAAAGGUGUUAUCAGUUUUACUUUCCAGAUGACUGUGAAAAGGUGUAUUGUGCGGAUCCGAUCUGAUCUGAAAGCAGAGGCUCUGGCAUCUGCUAUUGCAGCAACCAAAAUUUUGAAAGCACAACAAGUGAUCAAAAAUGAGAGUGGAGAGGAGAUGCUGGUUCCGUUCCAUGGUACACCUGUUGAAGUGGAGGAAAACACAGAUUUACCAGACUACUUACCUGAGGAUGAGAGUCCAGCAAAGGAUAGUGACAAUGCUGUGUCCCGUGUUGGGAGUAAACAAGAAGUUGGUAGUGGCUGGUUCAGUACAGCAGCAAACUUUUUAUCGCGGUCAUUUUAUUGGUGACAGGUGGGAUCUGCAUCAGAAUCGGGUACAUGUAGGAUUGUGGAAACCAUUUUCCCAUUGUUGUGAUGAAUUGCCAAGUGCAGUUUGUACUAAUGCAGACACUGCAGUUUGUAGAGGCUUUAUGUAUAUUGCAUCUUCAUUUAAACAAGAAGCUAAGCUAUCAGCAAUAGAGGAGAUCCCUCCUGCCUUUAUCACUGAAUUGCCUCGCAAUCAUGUUUUUAUUUUUUUUAACUGGUCCACAUCAGUACCAAAUAACAUCAAAACUGAAGCUUGAGCACCCAGAAUUUGGACAGUUUCUUCUGCAGCAUCCUACAUUGGGUCCUGUAAUCAAUUCUUAUUUCUUGAAUACUGUACAGAAGACCUCUUUGUUAAUAUGUGUGUUGUGCAUGAAUUUCUUUUGGAUGUUACACAUUUCAGUGGCACUUACAAAUAUUUACUGUUUGCUCAAGAUCUAAAGCGUUACAUAUGCCUUAUUUUUGUUCAAAUUCUAAAGCCUUUAUAACAUGCCUUUUCUAUUUGAAUAAUGAAAUACAGCAUGCUCAUUGGUGCAUUUUGUCCUCGUAACUUAUUAAUUUUCAACCAUUUCUGUGCACUAAAGUAGCACCCUGCUCAGUGUAACUGGCAUGUUGCCUUUUAAUCCAGUUUUUUGACACACAAAGUAAUAUGUCAAAGCCCGUUAACUGCACUUUGUUGCAUUGUAAGAUGAAAAUAUUAUUCAAUUUUACUUUGCUAGAUAUAUAAAAACUAUAAUUUGAUAUUUGAAUGUUUUGAGGUGAAAGGUAUGUAUAGUGUUCAGCUGAAGUCUUUGUUACAACUUCAUUCAUGUAAUCAACAUUUAGUUUGGUAGACUAUUAUUCCAUAAAUGCAUAUCAUUGUAAUAAUUUCCAUUAAACAUUGGACUACAUCUACAAA